Molecule: messenger RNA, 1971 nt
Organism: Cladophialophora psammophila CBS 110553
Lineage: Eukaryota; Fungi; Ascomycota; Eurotiomycetes; Chaetothyriales; Herpotrichiellaceae
Exons: 2
Coding region: 1-1971 (656 amino acids)
Biological process (GO): DNA-templated transcription
Molecular function (GO): DNA binding; zinc ion binding
Source: RefSeq, a predicted model, not a curated record
AUGACGCCAGCUACCCUUCUUUCGCAGGAAGUGGCUGCAAGCACACCAUGGCAUGAGAAUACGUCGCCUUCCGAUGAUCAGGGGAAUGAACCUCAAGGUGGUUGCCCGGAGAAAGAAUCAGUCCAGGAGGUUGUGGCGGAGCCCGAGGGGACUCUUGAACCGGCAGAUGAUUCCAUCAUGUGGACGAUCAUGUCCAACCAGUUCGAUCCGUCAUGUCAAAAGGGCCAGCCCCCUGAGAAAACACCACAAAUUAUCCUACCACAUUAUCUUCGCCCAAUUCCGACGCAUAUCUCCAACGAAGACCUCGACUACCUCCAAAGGAAAGGAGCUUUUGAUAUCCCGGCGACCAUUCAACGCAACGAGCUGCUUCGGUGUUACAUCCAAUAUGUGCACCCUCUUUUACCCAUCAUCGAUCUCCGCGACUUCCUGCGUGCCAUUGACAGAGACGACCCUAGCGACACGAUCAGCUUGAUGCUACUUCAAGCAGUCAUGUUUGCGGGCACCACGUUUAUUGACAUGAAUUACGUUACGGGCUACGAGAAUCGCCGGGCUUACCAAAGGGGAUAUUUCCAAAAGGUCAAAAUGCUCUACGACCUGGACUUUGAGGAGGAUCGAGUCACUAUUAUACAGUGCGUUUUACUAAUGACAUACUGGUACGAGAGCCCCAACCAUCCCAAAGACAUUUGGUACUGGGUUGGAAUAGCGGUUGCCUUUGCGAGAUCCGUCGGUCUCAACUGCAUUCCCCAGGAGAGUUCCGGCACCGUCCAGGAGAAGAGGCUUUGGAAGCGAAUAUGGUGGGGCUGCUAUAUGCGUGAUCGGCUGGUCGCAGCGGGGAUGCGGAGGACGAUGAGGAUCAAGGAGGAGGAAUGCUGCGUCGAGGGACUGGGCAUCGAGGACUUCGAAGCAUGCACCUCCCUGUCUGAUUUCGAACACAUGAUUGGGUCCGCCUGCGCCACCGGCGAUGGGCCAACUCACGCAAACCUGGUCCGGCUCUGCAUAGCUUUGGUCGAGCUAUGCAAAAUCGUUGCAGAUAUUCUGACAUUACAGUACGAGACACCAUCGCAGAAGAUCGGUGGAACUCACGAAGCCACUAUGAAGCUGCUGCCCAAGUCGCCGUCCUCCGCAACCGAAGUGGGAAGGCGCGAUCGAGACCUCGAAACGUGGUACGAAGGAUUGCCCGUGGAGGUACGCUAUUCGUUUUCCGAGACGCAACAUGAUUCGAGUCCUGUCGGCGACCGUGUUGUGUAUCUGCACAGCGCGGUGGUAGCUAGCGUCUAUAUCGCCAUCACCAGUACCCUGCAUCGGCCGCUGUGCAUGAUCGCCUCCGCAAAGCAUCUGACGGAGACUCAGAAGGGGUCCAAGAUGAAGGUAUAUGAUGCUGCAAGCAAGGUGGCCUCCCUGUAUCGGGACAUCGUCGCCCGCAACAUGACCGACAGUGUCCCCAAUACAAGCGUGGCCGUCUUGCUCCCGGCCUGUGUUGUCCUUCACGCAGAUGCCCGGUCAACCACCUCGGCAACGAGUCGAGAGUCGCAGGAACGCCUUCAGGAUUGCGUCAAGGUCUUGCAACGACUACGCGAAAUGUACGCCUCGGCAGAUUUUGCGCUGUUGGUGCUCUCUCAAGCGAUCCAGAAAUUAAAUCCUGCCUCGCGAGGUCCUGUAUCUCAACAGGCAACAGCUCUAGAGUCCAAAGCUGGCCAAAGCAAGGUCCAUUCUACGUCGCAGCAGGAUCUAGGCCUGACGGACUCUCCUCUAUCAUCCCAAGAGAAGCAGUCUCUGCCUAGCUCCAAACCACCUCAUUCUCAGCCUUCGUCGAUUUCAGUGCCGACGAGUACGGAAUGCGCUCACUUGACGGAGCCACAUUGGCAAGUCAAAGAAGCCGCCCAUAGAGAGAGUCGACGUCACCAAAUGCACAGCCAUCAUCAGAUUGACGGCGUGAAUGAUUUGUGGUGGGAUGAUUUAGUAAAUUUCUAA